This is a messenger RNA of Pezoporus occidentalis (night parrot), 1653 nucleotides long. It is a transcript of the gene GNB5, whose product is annotated as G protein subunit beta 5. Bases 221 to 1282 code for a protein of 353 amino acids. Gene Ontology annotation, molecular function: protein binding; signaling receptor complex adaptor activity. Lineage: Eukaryota; Metazoa; Chordata; Aves; Psittaciformes; Psittacidae. The transcript has 11 exons. Gene Ontology annotation, cellular component: heterotrimeric G-protein complex; cytoplasm. The record is from RefSeq and is a predicted model, not a curated record. Gene Ontology annotation, biological process: G protein-coupled receptor signaling pathway; G protein-coupled dopamine receptor signaling pathway.
UUUUCCAUGCGGUGCCUGGUCAGGUGCUGGCUGCGCACAGGCUGGAGCAGCAUCCAGUCCGGCUCUGGACGUCAGCAUGGGGAGGGGGAGGGAGCCCGAGCCGGCUCCGGCGCCGUUGCUGAGGCAGCAGGAGCCUCAGCAGCAUCCCUGAGAGCCAGGCAAGCAAACUCCUCCUCCCUCCCGAUCUCAUCUCGUCUGUCUCCCUGCUUCCUUCGCAAAGAUGGCAACCGAGGGGCUGCGCGAGAACGAGACCUUGGCAUCGCUGAAAAAUGAGGCUGAGACCCUGAAGGGCAAGCUGGAGGAGGAGCGGGCCAAGCUGCAUGACGUGGAGCUUCAUCAGGUGGCAGAGCGUGUGGAGGCGCUGGGCCAGUUUGUGAUGAAGACCAGGAGGACCCUGAAGGGCCAUGGAAAUAAAGUUCUCUGUAUGGACUGGUGCAAAGAUAAGAGAAGAAUUGUGAGCUCUUCCCAGGAUGGGAAGGUGAUCGUAUGGGAUUCCUUCACUACCAACAAGGAACAUGCAGUGACGAUGCCGUGCACCUGGGUGAUGGCGUGUGCGUAUGCCCCCUCUGGAUGUGCCAUUGCCUGUGGUGGCCUGGACAACAAGUGUUCUGUGUACCCUCUGACAUUUGACAAAAAUGAGAAUAUGGCUGCAAAGAAGAAAUCGGUUGCAAUGCACACAAACUACUUGUCUGCCUGCAGCUUCACUAACUCAGACAUGCAGAUCCUGACAGCAAGUGGAGAUGGAACUUGUGCUCUGUGGGAUGUGGAGAGCGGGCAGCUUCUACAGAGUUUCCAUGGUCAUGGAGCUGAUGUCCUGUGCCUGGAUCUGGCCCCUUCUGAAACAGGAAAUACUUUUGUCUCUGGGGGAUGUGAUAAGAAAGCCAUGGUUUGGGAUAUGCGGUCCGGUCAGUGCAUCCAGUCAUUUGAAACCCACGAUUCAGAUAUCAACAGUGUCAGAUACUACCCAAGUGGGGAUGCUUUUGCCUCUGGUUCGGAUGAUGCCACGUGUCGUUUAUAUGACCUUCGUGCAGACAGAGAAGUAGCAAUUUAUUCCAAAGAGAGCAUCAUUUUUGGAGCAUCCAGCGUGGACUUCUCUCUCAGUGGUCGCCUACUGUUUGCAGGCUAUAAUGAUUACACCAUCAAUGUCUGGGAUGUGCUGAAAGGGUCCCGGGUAUCCAUUCUGUUUGGACAUGAAAAUCGUGUUAGCACCUUGCGGGUCUCUCCAGAUGGGACAGCGUUCUGCUCAGGCUCCUGGGACCACACGCUCCGAAUCUGGGCUUAACCUGAGAUCCUGUAUGCAGAAUUGAGUGAAGACUGAAAUCCUGGAAUACAAAAACUGCAUAAAAACACCACUCCUCAAAAUCAAAUACUUGCUAUACCACAAAAGAGUGACAUCAAACCCACAGGCUAACACAGCUAGGUAGAAAAUGUAAUCUGCUUGAUCAUAUAGCAAGCACCAACCUGUAGUAAAAUGCAAUAUUUUUAAUUCUGUUUUGAAACUAUCUUCUUUUAUUAGAACUAGUUUAGAUAAUUAAAAAGGGACUUUUCUCUGAAGUCACCUGUAUCAUAGAAUUGAGUAUUUCAGUGCACAUUAUGUAUUUAUUUGCAUGAAUUUAGUUCCUUUUUAAAGUAAAAAAAAAAAAAAAGAAAAAA